GCAGUAAGCUUACUGUUUUCAGAUAGCAUUAGCAGCAUCAGUGAUAUAGCUGUUUCAGUCUCCUUGAAUACUGGAUGCCUUUGAUCGCACAGAGGAAACUAUAUUUAAGAUCUAAUUUCUUGAUGGCAAUGACUUCAGCAGUUAUUGAUGGGCAGAUCGGCUGUUGAUGCUUUCUUCACUAGCCUACAAGAUGCUGACAGAGAGAUGGCUAUGUAAUGUUCUUUUAUAAGAUAGGAAAUGGAAUAUUUGGGGGUUUCUGGAAAUAGGAAGGUCAUGCAGCUUGGAACCGGUGAGCCAUUCCAAUCUAUAAGUCAUCAGAGAAAUGAUGAAGAAGCUGUCGUGGACAGAGGUGGCACUCGUUCCAUUCUCAAAACGCAUUUUGAAAAGGAAGACUUGGAAGGUCACCGAACAUUGUUCAUUGGAGUUCACGUACCGCUGGGUGGAAGAAAAAGUCACCGACGCCAUAGACACCGUGGACACAAACACAGAAAGAGAGACCGGGAACGAGAUUCAGGAUUAGAGGAUGGGAGAGAUUCUCCUCCUUUUGACACCCCAUCACAAAGGGUACAGUUUAUUCUUGGAACAGAGGAUGAUGAUGAGGAACACAUUCCUCAUGACCUCUUUACUGAACUUGAUGAAAUUUGCUGCCGUGAAGGAGAGGACGCUGAAUGGAGAGAGACAGCAAGAUGGUUGAAGUUUGAAGAAGAUGUAGAGGAUGGUGGAGAGAGAUGGAGCAAACCAUACGUUGCCACUCUGUCACUUCAUAGCUUGUUUGAGCUGAGAAGUUGUAUCCUGAAUGGUACAGUUCUACUGGACAUGAGAGCUAAUUCUUUAGAAGAAAUUGCAGAUAUGAUUCUUGACCAACAAGUGGGCUCAGGGCAGCUCAGCGAAGAUGUUCGUCACAGAGUACAUGAAGCUUUACUGAAGCAGCACCACCAUCAGAAUCAGAAGAAGUUAAGCAACAGGAUUCCAAUUGUCAGAUCCUUUGCUGAUAUUGGCAAGAAACAGUCUGAGCCUCAUUCCAUGGACAAAAAUGCAGGUCAGAUUGUUUCCCCACAGUCUGCUCCCGCCUGUGUUGAAAAUAAAAAUGACGUGAGCAGAGAAAACAGCACUGUUGACUUUAGCAAGGUUGACCUACACUUUAUGAAAAAGAUACCUCCUGGAGCUGAAGCGUCAAAUAUUUUAGUUGGUGAACUAGAGUUUUUGGAUCGUGCCGUAGUUGCUUUUGUUAGAUUGUCCCCUGCAGUAUUGCUUUCAGGACUAGCUGAAGUUCCAAUUCCAACAAGAUUUUUGUUUAUUCUUCUGGGACCACUAGGGAAGGGCCAACAGUACCAUGAGAUUGGAAGAUCAAUUGCAACACUAAUGACAGAUGAGGUAUUCCAUGAUGUUGCUUAUAAAGCUAAAGAUCGUAAUGACUUGGUUUCUGGAAUAGAUGAGUUUCUUGAUCAGGUUACAGUUCUCCCUCCCGGAGAAUGGGACCCAACAAUUCGAAUAGAGCCACCCAAAAAUGUUCCUUCUCAGGAGAAGCGCAAGAUCCCAGGAGUGCCAAAUGGAACAGCAGCUCUCGGGGACCCGGUACCACUUGGAGGACACAGUGGACCAGAAUUGCAACGGACUGGAAAGUUUUUUGGGGGAUUGAUUUUAGAUAUCAAAAGAAAAGUUCCCUUCUUCUGGAGUGACUUCAGGGAUGCUUUCAGUCUGCAGUGUCUAGCAUCAUUUUUAUUUCUCUACUGUGCUUGUAUGUCUCCUGUCAUCACGUUUGGCGGUCUGCUGGGAGAAGCAACUGAAGGUCGUAUAAGUGCAAUAGAAUCUUUGUUUGGAGCAUCCAUGACUGGAAUAGCCUACUCUCUCUUUGGUGGACAGCCUCUUACUAUUCUAGGCAGCACAGGGCCAGUGCUGGUGUUUGAAAAGAUAUUAUUUAAAUUUUGCAAAGAAUAUGGGUUAUCAUACCUUUCUUUGAGAGCUAGCAUUGGACUAUGGACUGCAACACUAUGUAUCAUCCUUGUUGCAACUGAUGCAAGCUCCCUAGUCUGUUACAUUACCCGGUUUACUGAAGAAGCAUUUGCUUCUCUUAUCUGCAUCAUUUUCAUUUAUGAGGCCUUAGAGAAGCUAUUUCAUCUCGGUGAGACGUAUCCAAUCAACAUGCAUAAUGAUUUGGAACUGCUGACUAAAUACUCAUGUAGUUGUGUGGAGCCACAUAAUCCUAGCAAUAAGACCUUGCAAUAUUGGAAUGACCACAAUAUCUCUGCAUCGGACAUACCUUGGGGAAACCUAACAGUGUCAGAAUGUGGGACGUUUCAUGGGGAGUACGUUGGACGAGCCUGUGGACAUCAUGGCCCUUACGUUCCAGAUGUUCUCUUCUGGUCAGUCAUCCUGUUCUUUUCUACAGUAACACUAUCAUCCACGCUGAAGCAGUUCAAGACUAGCCGAUAUUUUCCAACAAAGGUGCGAUCUAUAGUCAGUGACUUCGCUGUCUUUCUCACUAUUAUGUCCAUGGUUUUAAUUGACUACGCCCUGGGGAUUCCGUCUCCAAAGCUUCAGGUUCCAAAUGCAUUCAAGCCCACCAGAGAUGAUCGUGGCUGGUUUGUCUCUCCUCUGGGGCCUAAUCCUUGGUGGACCAUUUUAGCUGCCAUAAUUCCAGCUCUGCUUUGUACUAUCCUUAUCUUUAUGGACCAGCAGAUUACAGCUGUUAUUAUCAACAGAAAAGAACACAAGCUAAAGAAAGGGUGUGGAUACCAUCUCGACUUGUUGAUGGUGGCACUCAUGCUUGGAGUGUGCUCUAUUAUGGGAUUACCAUGGUUUGUUGCUGCCACCGUCCUUUCUAUUUCCCAUGUGAAUAGCUUGAAACUGGAAUCGGAGUGCUCUGCUCCAGGAGAGCAGCCGAAAUUUCUUGGAAUACGGGAACAAAGAGUUACAGGGCUCAUGAUCUUUGUCCUAAUGGGCUCAUCUGUCUUUUUGACAAGUGUUCUUAAGUUUAUUCCUAUGCCAGUACUCUAUGGGGUAUUUCUUUACAUGGGUGCUUCAUCUCUAAAGGGAAUUCAGCUUUUUGAUAGAAUAAAGUUAUUUUGGAUGCCUGCAAAGCAUCAACCAGAUUUUAUUUAUCUGAGGCAUGUUCCUCUUCGAAAAGUCCAUCUCUUCACCAUAAUUCAGCUGAGCUGUCUUGUACUCCUGUGGGUUAUAAAGGUUUCAAGAGCUGCCAUUGUCUUUCCAAUGAUGGUUUUAGCUUUGGUGUUUGUCAGAAAACUCAUGGAUUUAUUUUUUACCAAACGGGAGCUAAGCUGGUUGGAUGAUUUGAUGCCUGAGAGCAAGAAAAAGAAACUGGAAGAUGCAGAAAAAGAGGAAGAACAAAGUAUGUUAGCAAUGGAAGAGGAGGGCACUGUUCAGUUACCACUUGAAGGUCAUUACAGAGAUGAUCCAUCUGUAAUAAAUAUUUCUGAUGAAAUGGCAAAAACUGCCGUAUGGAAGACAUUGCUGAUAUCCUCAGAGAAUGCAAAGGAUAAGGAGUCAAGCUUUCCUUCUAAAAGCUCCCCUUCCUAAUCACUCUAGAAGCUGAUUCCCCAAAGUGCUGAAAGCAGAAGAGAGAAGAAAGCUGACUCAGGGAAAGGUGUUGACCGGGAGACUUGUCUAUGACUUGUUCUUCAAUUUAUUUUUACAAACAAAUGAAAGGAGUGCCACAAUCAUUAAUAUAACUGAUUUUAUCAUAUAUUGUAAACUUUGUCUUUCAUCCCAAACUAGCACAGGUAAUGUAAGUAGUGCAAUAUUUAUUUCAUUUUCUUCUAAAUGUCUACACCAUCAGAUAUCUGUGCAAAAAUCUACUGUACCCAAUGCAAGAAUCUUCACUUUCCUUGCUAUGUGUUAGUCAUUUGUUAAUACUGAAUUCAUCUCAACAAUUUAGUAAGCAUAGUUUCUUUCAAAUUUAACUUAGUAGCUUUGUACUGUAUUUUUCUACUUCACCUGUGUGAGAAUCCCUAAUAAUUUCAUUCAAGACAAACUUGAAACAUAGUCCCAUUUCUUUUUUAGCUCUAGCCAAUUAUUUCAAGAGACCCAAAUUAAAUAAUUAAUGACUGACCUGAUCCUGCAAACCCUAUAUCGCUAGAAUAAUCCUUACCCAUGUGAACUUUCCCACUGAACUCGAGGGUUACUCUUGCACUAAGAGCACUGGUAUCAGACCUAAUAUUUAUGCAGUUUUCCUUGAAUUAAUACAAAAUAUUUAAUAUUCAAAUUUGUAUGUAACUGGAACAUAAAAUCACAUAUCUAAUAUAUAAAACAUUCUCUUACCUUGUUAAAAAAGAGAUAUCCAUUGAUGUGAAAUAUUCAUAUGGUAUUUGCUAAAAAUGCAAGCUGUGAUUACAGUGUCUUGUACUGUACUGAAUGUUGCAGUGGUAGGUCAUUAACAGCUGCAUUAUGAUGUUAAUGAACCCAGUAUUUUAUAAUACUAGUGGGAAUUUUGUAGAUAUAAAUCUUUACCAGACAUAUGCAGUUAUGUUGCCCUCCUAGUGAUGAUCUGUUUUCUGUUUAAUUGCCUAAAAUCUUUAAACGCCACCAAUAAAA
Messenger RNA from Chrysemys picta bellii (western painted turtle), 4551 nucleotides. RefSeq names its product solute carrier family 4 member 10 (gene SLC4A10). Gene Ontology annotation, biological process: monoatomic anion transport; transmembrane transport; bicarbonate transport. Gene Ontology annotation, cellular component: basolateral plasma membrane; plasma membrane. The record is from RefSeq and is a predicted model, not a curated record. Lineage: Eukaryota; Metazoa; Chordata; Testudines; Emydidae. Gene Ontology annotation, molecular function: solute:inorganic anion antiporter activity; monoatomic anion transmembrane transporter activity; sodium:bicarbonate symporter activity.